This is a messenger RNA of Aspergillus terreus NIH2624, 1698 nucleotides long. RefSeq lists its product as uncharacterized. Lineage: Eukaryota; Fungi; Ascomycota; Eurotiomycetes; Eurotiales; Aspergillaceae. Gene Ontology annotation, molecular function: CoA-ligase activity. The transcript has 5 exons. Bases 1 to 1698 code for a protein of 565 amino acids. Gene Ontology annotation, biological process: secondary metabolic process. The record is from RefSeq and is a predicted model, not a curated record.
AUGGCGCUCUUCAGAUCCAAAUACAGCGUGAGCGUACCCUCAACAGACCUUCUCUCCUAUAUAUUUGGCUCGCCUUAUAGGACUGAAGGCGCAUGGCCAUCAUCAGAGCCCCUUCUGGAAUCGGCAACAGAAGGCCACUUUCGUGGAUAUUCGAUCGACCAGAUCAAAGCUAUUGUCAAGUGCGUUGGCUGCGGCCUUAAUCAACUGGGCGCUGAAGGCAAGCGGGUAAUGGUCUAUGGUGAACCUAACAUUCAUUUUCCGUUGGCUGUACUUGGUGUUAUUGCUGCCGGAGCAGCCUGCAAUAUUCUCGCUCCUGGUUCUGUGGAUGAACUGAGAUCCAGGCUGCGACAACUGGACUGUGACCUUGUGCUCUUUGCGCCGCAGGACCUGAAAGUCGUUUGUACUGCCGCAGCGCAAUUAAGUAUUCCCAAUGAGCGUCUUUUUAUAGUUGACGAGACUCUCGGUGGUGAGCAUACCAGAAAUCCAGAAGAGGCUGGGUUUAGACACUGGAGCUAUCUCCUAAAUACGCCUGGCGGUGAUAUUUAUGAAUGGCCUACACUCUCUCCCGACGAAGCAAAAACAACUAUUGCUGUUCUGCUCUACACUUCUGGCGCCUCGAAACUAGCUGAACGAACUCACUACGGUCUGAUUGGUAACAUUGAACAAACUCUGCAGCACUACAACCUCCGGGAGAGGAGAAAGGAAAUCGUUUCCUGCAACUACAAGUUCUGCGGCAUGGGAUUCCUAAUCCUGGGGAUUCUACUCCCUCUAAAGGCUCGAUAUAAGACUAUAUUCCCCACUAAGUUUGAAUCGGAGACAUUCAUGCAGACAACAGAACGAUUCAGACCUACCUGGUUGAUGCUCCCUAAGCAUUUAAUGCGCGAGCUUCUCACGAAAUCCAACAACCCCGACUUCGCCAGUGUACGACAUGUGCUCACAGGCGGUGCUAUCAUUCCAUUUGAAAUGAUCGAGAAGUGGCAGAGACAACACGGUUCCCAAGUGCAGAGUACAUAUGGAAUGACUGAGGCAGGCUUUUUUACUAUGCCGGAUCCAACCCAGCUGGUAGAGGACGCAACAACCGGAGUAUUGCUACCCAACUUAGAGGCGAAGAUAGUAGGUGAUGACGGUAAAUUGCUAGACAGGGGGGAGAAGGGGCACGUUUACAUUCGGACUCCAUUUGCAAUGAAAGGUUACUUCAACGAACCUUUCCAAACAUCUCAGACAAUAAUGGGUGGGGGAUGGAUUAAGACUGGUGACAUUGGCUGGGUGAACGAGCGUGACCAAUUUUACAUUGACUUGUUCAAAAUCAAGGGUGACAAUGUUUCUGCCGCGGAAAUCGAAACAGCCAUCUUACAGCAUCCGGAUAUCAGGGAUGUCGCUGUUAUUCCUGUAAUUCUGCCUGCAGAUGAAGAGCCCGUCCCUCGCGGUUAUAUCGUCAAGGCAGAAGAAUCUACCUUGGCAAUAGAAGAACUGAUGUACUGGAUGCGGGAGAAACUCGCUUCACGCAUGCAACUCCGUGGUGGUGCAGCCUUCAUUGACGCAAUUCCCAUUUCAAGUGUGAGUCGGCCAUGUCUUGCACCUUUAAUCUUCUGGCUCACGCUCGACCUUCAGGUCGGAAAUAGUAAAGUCGAUCGUCAGGGACUGUGUGAGAUUGCUGAGAGGGAGCUGCAGCUUGGUGAGCUUAAACUCAUCGGGUGA